AAGAGCAGCAGGGUGUCCGAGACCUGUGCAAGGCACCACUUGCCCCCAGCCUGGUUCCUGCGCUGCCAGCUGCCCCGGCUCGGCAGAGCCAACCUGUGCGGGCGGCUGAGCCGGACCAGGCACGGCAGGCGCCAGGAGAACUGGGUGACUUGGGGGAGCGGGAGCUGAGUGCUUCCCUUGGCAGCUAACCAUGGCUGGCUGGAGGGGCCCGGCCACUCUCCUAGCCUUUCUCCUCCUGUGCCCGCUCCCCUCCCCCAGCUGCCCUGCCAUCUGCAGAUGCUCCUCUGGGGAAGUGGACUGCAGGUACCGAGCCUUGCGCUUUGUGCCUGAAAACCUGCCUACCAAUGCCAGGGCCGUGUGGCUGGGCUACAACCACGUUGCCGUCCUCAAGGCUCACUCCUUCCGCUCGCAGCGGGCGCUGCAGAACCUCAGCCUCCGCAACAAUGUCCUGGUGAGCAUCCACAGCCAGGCCUUGGCAGGGCUCGGGGCGCUGCGGGAGCUGGACCUGAGCAACAACUACCUCACCGUGCUCACGGCUGAGACCUUCCUGCCUCUCCCAGGCCUAGUGGUUCUCAACGUGGGGGCCAACAAGCUUGGCCAGCUGCCCCCAGAGGUGCUGAAAGCGCUGCCCCGCUUGCAGGAGCUCUUUCUGCACAGCAAUGCCCUGAGGUCUCUGCAUGCCAGCGUCUUUCUGAACCUGACUGCCGUGCGCUCCCUGACCCUGCAGGGCAACCCAUGGGCGUGCACCUGUAAAAUCCAGCCCCUCUUCCUCUGGAUCAUGGGCAACAGGGACAAAAUCCAAGAGGAGAAUUUGAUCCUGUGCAGAUUCCCAGAGCACCUCAACGAGUAUCCCCUCCUAGCCAUUGGCAACGAGUCCUUCAGCCACUGCCAGGACAGCUUGCUGCACCCCCAGGACUAUGCCUUCUUCCUGCUCGUCGGCCCGGCCUCCUUCCUGGCCAGCAUCCUCAUCUGCCUCCUACUUGGCUCCCUGGCUGUGGCCUAUAACUACCUCCUGAAAGAACUUUGCUGUUGGUGAGGAGCCCACCCGCGUGGGAGUACUGCGGCUGUAUUAGCUCUGGGGGUGCCAGCAAGGGGAUGAGGUACUGUCUGUGUCCCAGAUGCUGGUGGCCAGGGCUGGCAAGCAUUGUUGUGGGUACUGGAAGAUAAUUGUGUUACCUUCUCCUGCUGCGGGGCCUUUCCUUCUCCCCCAUGGGACUAUGAGCCCCACUCAUGGUCCUUGGAGUUGCAGCAAUGAACCAAGGAGGAAAUCCCCAAAGUUUCAGCAAGACUUCCCUGAACCUCCAGCUGCACUGGCUGGUGAGCACUGGCUCCACCCCGAGCCCUUCUGCUGUCUCCAAGAGCCUGCCAGCAAGAUGCCAAUUGUUCCGAUAUGGAGUGAGAGCCAAUAGGACUGAGCUGAGACCCCCCCCAUCGUCUUCCACACCUGCCCCUGACCAGCAGCAGAUGGGAGCUGCUCCCACCUGGCUAGGUUCACGCCAGCAUCUCAGAGGUGAAAGGCCCCUUCCUAAUAUGCCUCAAAGGCACCUAGAGGGACGACCCUCCAUUACCAGGGCUUCAGCGGUAGCCGAAGGAUGUAACCUUCUAGCCUGCCCAGCUCAGUCCCCCAAUAUGAACGUGACAGCCGGGGACUGAGUGCAGUCCCUGCACCCAUUCACAGGGCUAACACGAUUGGGAUGGCACGCUAGGGAACCUGGCAUCUGCUGCAGGCAGGUGAGCUGAGAAUUGCCUUUGGGUUUGCAACAUUCUCAGCCUUUACAGUGCCUCCUUGCUGCACUGGCGGUUGGGUAGCUUCUUCAAUAGCAGCCCCGAUGUGCUCAGGGGAACGGUCAGGGUGUGCAUGCUGCUACUACCCUGGAGAACUAGGAGUCGUUUGCUCUGGCUCCUCCUGUGUUCAGACCAGAGCAUGGGCAAAUCAAACCGGAGGUGUGCACCUUUCCACCCAGGGAAUGGAGGCUGAUCUUCAGGAUGAGGGUCAUGAGUAGAGAGCUGGAGCUGGACAAAUACCGAACAACGUCUGCACCUACCUACGUGAAUGUCGAGAAUAGCUGGCUCUGGCCAUGUUCAUCUCCUGUUUGCAUUCACGUCCCACCGAUGUUCUAGCAAACAUGUCUCCGGACCGGAGAGCUCACAGGAAUGGUAAAUUUUAGAGAAUAUUUGUGGCAAGUGAAUUUUGAACUUGUAACUGUGAGUGUGUGCUCUGGAAACCUGAACUGGGACCAGGCUCAACAAUCAGGGAACAGAACUAUUCCUUGGGCCGUGCUCAGAGCGCAGAUUUCAGAUCUGGACAAUGAGUGCUCGCUGUGACCUGCAGGCAGAGAUUGGCUGUUGAGAGAGCUGCACUGCAUUCUGGGACCUGCAUUCUGGCUCCAGAGGGAACAAAGGAAGCAUCACCAAAUCUAUUACUCCUGGCUUCAGCUCUUCCUACACGGGUAAUGCUCCCAGAGCCAAAGAUAACCCCAGAGUCGGGAUUACCCAGCCCACCAGUGGAGAAUGACAAUAGUCCGGUUGUUGGGCCUGAGAGCCACUCAGCAGCACAAUGGAAUCCAACAUGUGGGAAAUGUUUUCCUUUUCCAGUAAACCACCACCACCCAUGUGCCCCACGGGCUAUUCCCAGUAAAACACUGAGUGUUUAAGGGCAGCCUGUUCUCCCCUUCCUGCAGCACCAUGUGUGCAGUGCUGGGGAUACAUGAAGCAAUCUUAGGUGCCAAGGAGUAGUACUGUGUUAUCUGAUAGCAGAACCUUCACGUGUGCUCCCCACUGUGUCCCCCGCACCCACCCACCAUCCCCUUAGGGCCCUAGAACCUCCAUCUCCCCUGGCCUCCUUCCCUGCUGUCCUGUCCUUGCUCACUGCUCCCGUGUGCGUUGGGUUGCCUGCCCCCAGGUACAUGGGGACCCAGCACUACUGCACCCCCUAAGUACAGCCUGGUCUCAGCCUCCCCAUAUGCCCACAGGGAGUCAUCACUUUGGCCUCCCUCUGCAUCGAGUCAGGUGGAGCUGGAAUGUGUGUGAGCCCUGCCUGGCAUCCUCCUGGUGCCUUGGGCAGUUUCCAGCUGCCACUCCUUCCCUCUGGUCAUCCAUCCUGUCAGUUACAUAAUCUCAGGGGCUGAGACACACCCAGCUCUCCUCCUCUGGGCUCUGCACUGGGGGCCAGUCACUCCUAACAAAUGGGGGCGGGGGAGCUCUUUUCAGUACAGGGGUCUGAUUCUAAGGAUGCAGGGAUCUGUGCUUAAAUCCAUCUUGACACACUGUGGCUUCCUCUCCAGCCAGGGGGCAGGGUUGAGGU
Chelonia mydas (Green sea turtle) is the source of this 3304-nucleotide messenger RNA. RefSeq names its product leucine rich repeat containing 26 (gene LRRC26). Lineage: Eukaryota; Metazoa; Chordata; Testudines; Cheloniidae. The coding region runs from base 191 to 1036 and encodes 281 amino acids. Gene Ontology annotation, molecular function: protein binding. The transcript has 2 exons. The record is from RefSeq and is a predicted model, not a curated record.